AUGGCAACGUUUGAUUUGGGCUCUAUUACCAGCGCCCUUACCGACCUUGAUCAGCUCGGCGUGAAAUGGGUUGGAAAAGCGUCGAAAUGGGGAACGGAAGCACAAGCAAAAGAUCUGAUCGACGCAAUAAAUGCGUGUCCUGACAUGCGUUUCCUAAACUUGGAAGGUAACACGCUCGGCGUAGACGCCGCCAAGGGAAUUGCCAAAGCGCUCGAGAAACAUCCCGAGCUCAAGCGUGCUCUGUGGCAGGAUUUAUUUACCGGGCGUAUGAAGGAAGAAAUUCCACUAGCGCUGAAGGCGCUCGGGCAAGGCAUGAUAACCGCAGGAGCCCAGCUUACCGUGCUCGAUUGCUCCGAUAAUGCACUGGGACCGAACGGUAUGGUUGGGCUAGUGGAUUUGUUGAAAAGUACCACAUGUUUCACGUUACAGGAACUGAAAUUAAACAACUGCGGUUUGGGCAUCGAAGGAGGAACCAUGCUCGCCAAAGCCCUUCUGGAUGGACACAGCGGCAGCCAAAAAGCCGGCAAACCGCUCGCACUGAAAGUAUUCAUAGCCGGCCGUAAUCGGUUAGAAAAUUCUGGAGCUGCAGCACUGUCGACCAUGUUUGCCGCAAUCGGUACGCUGGAGCAGAUAGAAAUGCCACAAAAUGGAAUAUACUAUAAGGGCAUCGAAGCCCUCUCGGAGGCGUUUAAAGUAAACACUAAUUUGCGCAUCCUGAACCUGAACGAUAACACGAUUGGUCCAAAAGGGGCAGCUGCGUUGUCGGAGGCGUUACAGCCGUUGGUACACUUGAAGGAAAUCAACUUUGGGGACUGUCUGCUCAAAACCCGAGGAGCGAUACUCAUCGGCGAGGCGUUGCACGAGGCCCACACCGAUCUGGAAGUGUUGGAUUUCGGGUUGAACGAAAUCGGAUCUGACGGAGGCUUUGCGCUGGUGAAUGCUGCCGCGAACAAGCACAAGUUACGCUCGCUUGUGCUAAAUGGCAACCAGUUUGGCGAAGAAUGCUGUGAGCAGUUGGAGGAGCUGAUGCAGGAGUACGGCCGAGUAAACGUAAUCGAGUUGGAGGAGGAUGCUGGUGACAUCGACGAAGAGGAGGAGGAAGAAGAGGAGGACGAUGAUAACGAGGAGGAAGACGAGGACGUAAGUGAUGAAGAAGAAGAAGAAGACGACGACGAGGAUGGUGAUGAAACGGUGCAAGACGAGGAAGACGAGAAUGUGGAAGGCUACGGCGAGGGAGAACCAAAUGAAGAGAGGGAAAGCGCCGAGGAAUCGCUAUUAUUGCGCAUGAAGGAUCAAAGCGUAAAAGCGAACCUUGAUUCAUCGACGGUGUCUAUUGAUUUGGAUUCGACGCUUCCGCACACCGUUGAUUCAUUCUGCAGGCAGAAUUUUCCCUCGGCGACGUUGUUCGAGUCGCUGCCGGAUAAAGACAAGGUGACCGCUUUCCGCGAGUACCUGAACGCGAUUCCAAAAGAUGAUUAUCUGGUGCACGUGGCCUUUACGAUUCUAAAGUGCAGCGACCUGAGCGAACAGCAACCGGAGGCGCUUAACGUCGCGCUAGCGCUGUACAAGGAUGCGUUUGCAUUUGCCAAGGCAAAUAAGCGACUGCGAAGCUUGCGGAACUUUGUGCUCAUCCAACUCGGGUUGCUCAAGUCCGAAGAUCGUAGCUUCCGGCCGAGCUACAACAUGCAGAUGUGCCAGCAAGUGUUACGGGCGGCCAUCAAACAGAAUCUAAUACCGGAGGAGGAAACUAACAUGUUCGAGACAUUUUUCACUCUGAAAGGAUAA
Anopheles nili is the source of this 1785-nucleotide messenger RNA. RefSeq names its product ran GTPase-activating protein (gene RanGAP). The transcript is spliced from 3 exons. The record is from RefSeq and is a predicted model, not a curated record. Lineage: Eukaryota; Metazoa; Arthropoda; Insecta; Diptera; Culicidae. Bases 1 to 1785 code for a protein of 594 amino acids. Gene Ontology annotation, cellular component: perinuclear region of cytoplasm; nucleus; cytosol. Gene Ontology annotation, molecular function: GTPase activator activity; small GTPase binding. Gene Ontology annotation, biological process: signal transduction; nucleocytoplasmic transport; activation of GTPase activity.